Trichomonas vaginalis G3 is the source of this 843-nucleotide messenger RNA. Its product is annotated as PQ-loop repeat-containing protein 1-like protein family. NCBI's taxonomy places the organism in Eukaryota, Parabasalia, Trichomonadida, Trichomonadidae. The record is from RefSeq and is a predicted model, not a curated record. Gene Ontology annotation, biological process: phospholipid translocation; retrograde transport, endosome to Golgi. Gene Ontology annotation, cellular component: trans-Golgi network; endosome. The coding region runs from base 1 to 843 and encodes 280 amino acids. The transcript has a single exon.
AUGUCUUUAGCAUUAUUUCCACUAGAUAUUAUAUCAAAAACAAUAUUACAGCUAAUACCAAGGUUUCCAUACAUGAUGAUGGAUGGAAUGCUAAUGCUUUUUCCCACAUUUGGAUACUUUGAUCAGAUUCGAUUAAUGAUUCUGAAGAAUAAUCCAAACAUUUAUGCGUUAAAUUUAUGUUUAAUCUUGAUUUCACAAGGACUCAUCAAAAUUACAUUCUUCAUAGAUGAACCUUUUCCGAUUGUUUUAUUCGGUCAAGGUGUAGGAUUAUGUUUUGUAGCAUUUUUACACACGUUCCUCCGUUUUAGGCUUCUCGCAAAAAAUCCCACUAGUGAAAUACCUCAUUUUGGCAACAAUACUUCGAUUGUUUCACAAAUUUUCGAGACAAUUACAAAAAAUCCAAAAAAGGCAAUGAAUAUCUUUUCAGCAUUAACAUUUUUAGAAUUUUUUACGUCAGUUCUCUUUUACUACUUGAUAUUUUUCAUUUUUUAUAUAAUUACAAAGAUUAUUUGCGGAGUCCACACUGCAGUAAAUAUAUCUUCGAUUAUAGCAAACUUAAUAGAUGCGCUUGUUCCUCUUCCAGUAUUUUCUUUAGUUGUUAUACACAGUAAUAUUGAAUCAGUCUCUAUUGUUCUCAUCAUACAGUAUGUAUUUGGAGAUAUGUUUAAGAUCUUCCUAUGCUAUGUUACUCAUUCUCCCUGGCCUUUUAUUUUCGGUUCUACCCUGCAACUUAUUCUCGAUUCAAUUGCAGGAGCUAAAUACACUUACCUUUCCAUAAGAAACGGAAAUAAUGCAGCUGCAAAGUCUGAAGCGAAUUCAACAGAAGAAUCUGAAGAAGAUUAA